Molecule: messenger RNA, 663 nt
Organism: Protomyces lactucae-debilis
Lineage: Eukaryota; Fungi; Ascomycota; Taphrinomycetes; Taphrinales; Protomycetaceae
Exons: 2
Coding region: 1-663 (220 amino acids)
Cellular component (GO): nucleus; CHRAC
Molecular function (GO): protein heterodimerization activity
Source: RefSeq, a predicted model, not a curated record
AUGGAGACAGCACAAGACGAGCCGAUAGAGACACAGCAGAGUCCGCCAGCGAUGAAAGCCAACCCAAAAUCAAAAGCUAAUAGUACUGCCUCGCCAUCAGGUACACCCAAGAAGCCAGCUGCGCACAAUCGGCGUCUCCCACUCGCUCGCGUCAAGAAGAUUGCAAAGAUGGAUGAGGAUGUCAAUAAUCUAUCCAACGCGGCAGCUCUUGUCAUUGCAUCUGCGACGGAACGCUUCGCUGCUUAUUUCGCAGAACAGUCCUUUUUCUAUACCAUUGCUGAACGCAAGAAAGGUCUCAACUAUAGUCAUUGCGCAUCAGCAGUAGCGAGACUGCCACAACUUGACUUUUUGUCAGAUGUCGUACCGCAGCGCGUUCAAUUCAGGGAUACAGCCGCAGGAAAGCAAGUUGCGCCUGCGAGACAAGAGGCAGACGCUGCGGUAGCGGUAGGAAAUGGCGAAGCGGGGAGCGGUGCGGCGGCUGCACCUAAGAAGUCUGGCGAAGUACCGGCGUGGGCGCAACCCAAGGCUGCUCUUGCGGCAACCAAUGCGCAACCGAUAGAAGCACAAGGACCAUCGACAUCUGUCACGUUGAGCAGUAUACUGGAUCCUGCUGUGGCUAUGGAUGAUCUGGGCAGCGAAGACGUAGACAUGGAAGACGAUUGA